Pelagomonas calceolata is the source of this 4252-nucleotide messenger RNA. The record is from the annotation of a GenBank genome assembly. NCBI's taxonomy places the organism in Eukaryota, Pelagophyceae, Pelagomonadales, Pelagomonadaceae.
CCGGCGGCGCACCUGUGUAGCCUCCGCCAUCGAGGCGCGGCGAGCGCCUUUCUUGUUUGGCUUUUUACCACCGAGGAGCAUGCACAGCAACGCCGUGAUGGCACCGCCGAGGAACCCUGGGCCGUGCUGCGCCGCGAAGGCCUUCGCCGCCGGGGCGUGCGCGCCGCAUUGCGCUGCGAUUUGGCUCUUCGUCGUCACGAGCCAGUCGUAGGACUGGGCCGCCAAGGCCCGGGCCCGGCUUUCGCUCGCGGCGGUCUCGUUCACGUCGGCGGACGCCGUCGCGGCCGCGGCGAGAAGGAGGGCGCAGAUGCGCCGGCGAGCCAUGAUCCGAUGUCGUCUCGACUCUCGACGCCCGCGGCGCGUGGUCAAACCGUGCUGAUGUCGACGCCUCUUUUACCUCGGGCCUUUUCGUCGCCGUCGGCGAGUGUGUUUGAGAGCGAUGGUGUGCGCGCGCGUCUGCGAUUGCCUUCUCAGAUCGCAGCCUGGCGAGAAAUUUUGGGUUUCACGCACGACGAGGCCUGAAUUUCGAGAUCUGGGACCCCUGUGCGCGACACGAGCCUACGCGCAGAGUCUAGCGUCGACAGAGCCGCUCGAGAGCCACAGGAACUGGCCAAAGAUAAAGCUGGGAAUGGGCUAGUGGGCGAGCACGCUAGUCAUUAUGCUGCUCACAAGCAUUUUGCUUGGCGAUUUGCAGAAACACUGGUCCUGUCGCAGUCAGUGAGGCAGCAAAGGUUGCGACAACGCUGCUGCAACCGGACCACACGCGUGCGAUCAGAUAACCAAGCAAACGCAUACUAGCGAGAGCUGCAGCCUGCACGCUGCACAACACCAUGGCGCAGCAACCGAACCCCGAAGCCGUCAUAAACACGCUAAUCCACACGUUUUCGGCAGACGCCGCAACCAGAAAGGCCGCAGAAGAAGGCAUAGCACAACUCACGUCGAUGCGCGGUUCGCUAUUCCUCCUCGUGCAGGUCGCGGCGGCGCCGGUCCGCGAGGACGCGCGCCAGGCCGCGGCCAUUACCGUCAAGAAUCUAAUUAAGAGAAAGUGGGGCGAGGACGACAUUUUUGGGAGCGAGCCGGACCGCGCGCAAGCGCGGACGGCGGUGCUCGACGCGCUCAUGCGGCCCGACGUGACCGGGCCGGUGCGGGACCAGCUCGCUGAAGCUGUUAAUGAAUUGGCGACGCGCGACUUUCCGGAGCGGUGGCCCGAUCUCCUUCCUGCACUACUAAGAGUGAUCCACGCCAAACCCGAUCCUACUUCGGUACAUAACGCGUUGUUGGCUCUGAGAAAAGUGGCCAAGCGCUACGAGUACAAGUCCUUCGAUCCUAAUUCUCCUGAUGAUGCCGACAAUAGCACAAGAGGGCCUUUGGAACAUUUGGUAAGGCAGGCCUUCCCUUUGUUGCGAGAUUUGUUAAGGACCGUAUUACCGUCAACAGGCCAGCACGCCGACGCGGCAUCAUUAGCAAAACUCAUCCUCAAGAUCUUCUGGUCUUGUACGCAGUUCGCGCUACCGAGAGUGGCCUUAAACGACGACACCGUCGUGCUAGGGUGGUUCGAGGACGUACGGAUGGUCCUCGAGUCGGACGCGCCGGCGCCGUCCGCCCAACACCCGGAGGAGGACGACGCCGUGGAGACGCAGCCGGCCUGGAAGCUCAAGAAGUGGGCGGCGCAAAUUGCCACUAGAUUCUUAACGCGAUAUGGGAGGCCGAAGUUCGCCGAAGACGGCGCGAAGCAGUUCGCGCGGAGGUUCGCGGCCGACGUGGCUCCACUACUUUUGAAUAGUAUGCUCGGGUUGUUAGCUGCUUCCGCUCGUGGUAGGUGGGUGUCUCGACGGGUGAGACAGCUAGCUUUCACCUACGUCUGUUCAGCCGUCGAAGUCGGAUCGUUGUACAAAUUACUCAAACCUCAUUUGGAGUUCGUGUUGUUCGAGUGCACGUUACCGACGAUGUGUCCCACGCCCUUGGAUAUAAAACGCUUUACUGAGGAUCCCCAAGAAUUUGUCAGGAGGGCCCACGACCCGCUCGAGGACUUUUAUGAACCUCGAGCGGCGGCGACGGCGUUAGUCGGUGAUCUCGUGCGGUGCAAGGGCAAGGUGGUGUUGGAUCCGUUAUUGCAGAGAAUCGCAUCCGUACUGGAAGCCUACCAGCAGGCACCGUCCCUAGAAACGGCGAGACAGAAGGACGGCGCGUUAUGUGCCUUAGGUGCGAUUGCGGACGAGUUGCAGUCGCGAAACAACUGGGCGCCUUUGAUUGCUGCCUUGCUAGCUACGCAUGUGUUACCAGACCUCGAACAGGGCUCGCCGUUCGGGAUUUUGCGAUGUCGCGCGUGUGAAACGCUACAACGCUUCUCGGAGCAUACUGCAGUGACAGAAAUAAAUCAGAGGGUAUGUGCUGCUUUAUUGAGAUCGUUAGACGACCCGGACCUACCAGUACGCGUCGAAGCGUUUGGUCUCGUGAGAAGUUUACUCGCGUCGGACGUCGGGCAAUUCGAUCAGUUACUCAGACCACAUUUGGGCACGUUGUUGGAUGCCUGCUUCCGAGUGAUGCGAGAAGCGGCUUCUGAUGACGUCGUCCAAGCUCUGGAGAUAGUCGUAGAUAGGUAUGGCAAAGAUAUAGCCCCCUACGCGGUAGCGCUAGCCCAGAAACUCGCCGAGGCCUUCCACGCGUAUGCGGGGGAAGACGACGACGAGGAGGCGUCCAUGGCGGCGGUCCAGUGCGUGGAAGCGAUGGCCGCUGUACUUGCGUCACUAGAUGAUAACGAGAACAACGUCUACGCGCAGCUCGAACCGUAUCUGAGGCCCGUACUACACAGAGUUUUUGAGGAGUCGGGGGAGUUUCUGGAGUACUUCGAGAACGGCAUCGAAGUGGUAUCUUAUCUCACGUACCACGGUUCGACGCCCUUCUCGGACGAGUUGUGGAGCUUGUUCGACCAGAUGAUCCGGGCGUUCCACGGGUUCGCGUGCGAUUCUGUGUGGAAAUCAGUGUGUCGGGACGCCAUCGAGCAGGCGUCGCGUCGAUGGCGUGGAACGCGCCGUAAAAUUUUGAUUUCCACACAGGUGCGAUUACAUCGCGGAGCUCGUGCCGUCUCUAGACAACUUUGUGUCGAGAGACACGGAGAAGUUUUUGGCAUCGUCACGGUUGGAGAGUUUGGUGGGUGUUCCUGAGAGGUUUUUGUGGCCUGAUAACCAGACGAGAGGUGGGGAAGAAGACUGCCGGAAGGCUACUCAUGUUUUACUGUCGGUGCUGCACAACUGUCGAGGUCGGGUCGAUGAAUAUGUCAGACAAAGGUGCACGCCUUUGGUCGCGGCCGCUUUGGAACGAGCGUUGGGCCCGCCUCGAGCAGAUGAAAUAGGCACGAAGCCCGACGGUGUGGUUGGCCUGUCGCCGGAUGCCGUCUGGCGGCCGCGGUUAGGUGCGGCUUUACUAGAUGUGUGGAACUCCUUACUGAUCUACAACCCUCAAUUAGCGUUACAUGCAUUAGAUGAGGGCAAAGUAACACCAGCUCAGACGCAACUGCUCCUGACGAAGUGGCUCGAAUUAGCACCAGACGCAAAAGGCAUGCUCUCUCGUAAACUAUAUGCUUUAGGAUUGUCUGCUGUAUUAUCCGUAGAGCCGUGCCCGCCAAAAGUACAACAAGCAAGACCCCAGAUGCUUUCGGCGUUAGUCGACGUCCUCGCCAACAUGAGGAAGAACAAGGAGGACAAGAUCUACGGGAAGGAGGAUGAUGAUGAUGACGACGCCGUCGCGUCGGCCGAGGACGAGUGGGUCGAGGACGACGACGACGACGACGAGGACGAUGAUGAUGACGACGAUCGGGAGGCCGUCCAGAACGGCAUGGGCGCGCAGCAGCUCGCUGGAAUUAGGGCAAGAUUAGCUGAAUUUGACGCGGCCGAGGCGUGGCUCCACGACGACGACGAUGAUGAUGAUGGGGACAACUACCUGUACGAGUCGCCUCUUGAUGACGAGGACCCGAACCAGCAUUUUGUCCGGGCGCUCCACGCGUGCAAGCGCGCGGGCGACUUCGAGGCCCUAUGCGCGCAGCUCGGGGCCGAGCGGCUCGCGACGCUCCAGGAGGUGGCGGUUGAGGUGGAGCAGCAGGCGUCGCAGGCGCUAGUGUAAUCUUAUUGUGGUGUUUAUUGUUAAAACAUACAGUUAGAUUCUACAACUAUCUUCCAUAUUUCUCUCUGAACCGCUCUCGCGCUCUUAUGCUCUCUCUCUCAAACCUCUCUCUUUCUUCUUCCGAAUAGCUCCU